Messenger RNA from Linum tenue, 2357 nucleotides. Lineage: Eukaryota; Viridiplantae; Streptophyta; Magnoliopsida; Malpighiales; Linaceae. The record is from the annotation of a GenBank genome assembly.
AUGGUGUCGCCUUCGCAAAAGAAGAAUCUCAGAGAUUCUCUCUUGUCCACCAAACUCAAGAAGCUCACCGUUAACCCGCCGGAUUCCGCCUCCGACUUCGACUUCUCUGAAGUUUUCGGUCCCGUCACACCUCACCUCGACCCGCUUCUUCCGGAUCCGGAUCCAGACACCGCCUCUUCCUCCGCCUCAACCUCCUCGUCUUCUUCGUCUUCCGCACGCGCCGCCGCAGCAGCGUUGGACCCGCUCGUCAUCCACAACCGGUCCCACUCCUUCGUGGGCCCCUCCCCUCGCUACACCCUCUCCGUCCCUCUCCCCUUCAACAAAAUCCAAGAGGAAGACGACGACGAGGACGAGGACGAGGGCGAAGAUCCCGCCGUCGGAGAUGGCGAAUUCGAGAGGAAGGGGGAAGGAGAAGAGGAGGGAAGAAAUUGUGAGGAUGGGAGCAUCAGCGGGAGGAUUGGGCCUAGUGAUUUUGAGAUUCUGAGAAUGGUAGGACAGGGAGCGUUUGGGAAAGUGUUUCUGGUGAAGAAGAAGAAGAAGAAGACGACAGCGAACGAUGGGAUUUAUGCUAUGAAAGUGAUGAAGAAGGACAACAUUAUAAAGAAGAAUCAUGUGGAUUACAUGAGAGCAGAGAGGGAUAUUCUAACUAAAGUCGUCCAUCCUUUCAUCGUCCAGCUUCGUUACUCUUUCCAGACCAAAACCAAGCUUUAUCUCAUCCUGGAUUUCAUUAAUGGAGGCCAUCUCUUCUUCCACCUCUAUCGUCAGAGGAUCUUCAGCGAGGAUCAAGCCAGGCUCUAUGCUGCUGAGAUUGUGUCUGCUGUUUCACAUCUCCAUGAUUGCGGGAUUGUGCAUCGUGAUCUUAAGCCUGAAAACAUUCUCAUGGAUUCUGACGGACAUGUUAUGCUGACUGAUUUUGGACUUGCAAAGGAAAUUGACGAGUCAAGUCGGUCAAACUCGAUGUGUGGAACCACCGAAUACAUGGCUCCUGAAAUUUUACUAUCUAAAGGCCACAAUAAAGAUGCAGAUUGGUGGAGUGCUGGAAUCCUCUUGUAUGAAAUGCUAUCAGGACAGCCUCCAUACACACACCAGAAUAGGAAGAAGCUCCAGGAAAAGAUCAUUAAGGAGAAGUUCAAGCUUCCACCUUUUGUAAGCACUGAGGGUCAUUCUCUGCUCAAAGGGUUGCUGCAAAAGGAUCCUUCGAAAAGGCUAGGGAGUGGACCAAGGGGAGGGGAUGAGAUUAAACAUCACAAAUGGUUUCAGUCGAUCAACUGGAAAAAGUUGGAGGCGAGAGAGCUGCAGCCCAAGUUCAAACCUGAUGUGAUUGGAAAAGCCUGCAUAGCCAAUUUCGACAAGUGCUGGACAACCAUGCCUCCAGAUGACUCACCAGCUUCCACCCCAACUGCCGGGGAACAUUUCCAAGGCUACACUUACGUUGCACCUAACCCUUGGCUUUCAUCAGUUUGAAGUAAGAGGGUACCAGGCAGAAGUACUUUCAUAGCCUGAUCACCACAUAAUGAUUCUAGAGAAAUGGGCAGCACUGGCAAGAGCGGCAGCAACUCCUUGUGCGAGAAGUCGAUGAAGGUAGUGGUGAAUAUCAUGAGGCUGUCUUCGCUCUCUAUUGCUAAGAUGUCUCUUGGAACGACAACUACCUCUCCAGUCGUCAACCGGAACCUUGCACCCAUCACAGAAUCCGUGAUGGGUACCAAGGAACCGUUGCUGCCUCCUCAGACACCAGCAGGGACCCGAAGGUCACAGGAACCAUGGUCGAAGCCGAAUUCGUACCUCAUGGAGCCAGCAGGCCGAGGGAAGGGUGCUGCUGGCACUACUGCUUCAUUCGUGGUUCACGAAGAGGGCAAGGGCAGCGUUAUAGAUGGGAGAGCUUCCGACUACAUAAGGAAGGUGCACGAGAAGAACCGAAAUGACGCGUCGAAACUCACUCCAUUGAUUCUGCCUCCUCCCCCAUCAACAACUAUAAGGUCGUGAAGAAGUGGAUUCUGGGUGAUAUGCGUGUUUCAGGUUUCUAGCCUUCUUCGUUUGCAGCAGCUACCGAUAUAUAAGAAGAACCUUAGAAGGGUUAUUUUCAGGUUUCAGUACUCCGAGAUAUGGACGUAUUUUGAUUUUCUGUUUUUAUCAUUAUGCUUUCUUUUCUAUGCAUAUUUAACAUAUGGGAAAGAGAGGCCAAUCUGAAACAUCAAGCUCAAGUCUCAAUCACAAAUGAUAUGAUAAGAAGAGAUGGACAUCCCAUUAUUGAUCCUUUAUCCUUUUCUCUCAUUACACGUUCCAAAUGUCAAUGCUAUAGCUCAUCAAAUUUUGCAGGAUAUGGCUGUGCUGCAGAUUGCAGUUGCAGCAUCUCGAAA